This is a messenger RNA of Rhodotorula toruloides NP11, 1176 nucleotides long. Its product is annotated as chloroperoxidase-like protein. Gene Ontology annotation, molecular function: peroxidase activity. Bases 1 to 1176 code for a protein of 391 amino acids. The record is from RefSeq and is a predicted model, not a curated record. NCBI's taxonomy places the organism in Eukaryota, Fungi, Basidiomycota, Microbotryomycetes, Sporidiobolales, Sporidiobolaceae. The transcript has 7 exons.
AUGGUGGCCGCUCCAGAGACGCAAAGGCAGCGCGAGGAGGAGUCGCCCACCUUCGCCCAGCCCAUCUUCCCCUCUCUCCGCUUCUUCCACACCAUCCUGUACGCCUUCAAGGUUGUCGCAUUUCUCGUCACCCUCCACACGAGCGACCUCGUCCUCCUGCUCCUCAACCUCGUCUCGCCGAGUAGGAAGGGCCGCGACGUCUCUCCUCCCGCCUUCAGCCCGUCGAACCCGCCUCCGUUCGCCGACUACCCGUUUCUGUGGGGCUUGUGCAAGACGGCGAACUGGCUUGGCAAGGAGUGGAGUCCCGAGUGGCUCUGGAGCUGGACGCACUGGUCUGGCUUGCUCCGCAAAGGAAAGAUCUCGCAGCCGAUGAACGAAGAAGGCUGGUCUCGCUCGCCGUGUCCCGCCUUGAACGCCCUUGCCAACCACGGAAUCAUUCCGCGUGAUGGCCGUCACCUCACCCCGAGCCAGCUUUCGAGUGCCAUCCAGUACGCCUACAACCUCAGCCCGACGCUCGCCAUCCAGCUCCUCUCGCCCUUUGAGCCUCUCUGGCGCGACCGCGGCUGGUUCGACCUCUCCGACCUCGGCGUGCACAACCUCGUCGAGCACGACGGCUCGCUCACUCGCGAAGACAACAACUCGCCAUUUGCGCAAGCUACGGACGUCGCGACGCAGGCAACCCCGUCGAAGCGCCUGAUCGACCGCUACUUCCCGCCCGAGGUCGAGAGGCCGCUCACCUGGCAGAACUUUGCGGCGAUGCUCAGGCACCGUCGCCUCGAAGCCCGCGAGCACAACCCGCAGUUCGUUUACAACACGCUUCAUCGCAUCUUCGCCUCCGGCAACGCCGCCCUCGAGUUCCGCACCAUCGAUGACAAGAUCCAGGACCACCGCGACUGGCUCGGCGUCGGCGACGACGGCUGCGAGCGCUUCCCGAGGAAUUUCCAUAGCGGCGCGAAGGACGCCUAUGGCUACACGAUCCUCCAGGCCCAGCUCUUCACCGCCAUGAUCGAGCUCGCGGCCGGUCCCAUUGACGGCACGCCGCGCAUGAAGACGAUUGCGGACGGUGUCGCAGCGCAGGACGGCUGGAACGCCAUGCUCGGCGAGACGGGAACGAAGUCGAGGAGGCACCGCGCGAGCUCGCCCAUGUCGAGCGCUGGCGGGUCAUCGAGGGACUGA